AUGCGCCAGCCACUCUCUCGAUUCAUUACCAGCCUGCACCAAAAUCCACUUAUCAAAUCAUUCUCAACCACACCUGCCCGCUAUGCUGCCCGAGUAAUUUCACGAUCUCCUGAAUUCGCAAAGCUCACCGAUGCAGACAUUCAAUUCUUCAAUUCGGUCUUGCCAACUCCGGGCUCGGUAUUGACAAGCUCAGAUGAUGUUGCUCCUUAUGGUGUAGAUUGGAUGAAAAAGUAUCAGGCACGUCCUGGUGACAAUCUGACUGCAGUGCUCAGACCGUCAACAACAGAACAAGUAUCGCAGAUACUCAAACACUGCAAUGAACGAAAGAUUGCUGUAGUUCCUCAGGGUGGAAAUACUGGACUGGUUGGAGGCUCGAUACCUGUAUUCGAUGAAGUCGUGCUAAGCACACAGAAAAUGGAUGGUAUAUACGCAUUCGACGAAAUAUCGGGUAUCGUCACUUGUGGUGCUGGUGCCAUCUUGGAAAAAUUGGACUUGUGGUUGGCUGAGAAAGGAUACAUGUGUCCAUUGGACUUGGGUGCCAAGGGAUCGUGUCAUAUAGGAGGAAACGUCGCAACGAAUGCUGGAUUGGAGAUAGUUUUACCAGACGGUCGUAUUUUGGAUUUGCUAUCUACGUUAAGAAAGGACAAUACUGGAACAAUUGGCCUAAUCACCGGCGUGUCAAUCCUAACACCCCGCCGCCCAUCAUCCGUCCAAGUCGCAACCCUCGCAGCUCCCUCCUUCGAAGCAGUCCAACAAAUAUACCUAAAGACUCGUGCAGCACUAGGUGAAAUCCUCUCUGCAUACGAAUUCUUUGACUCUGGAUCUGCCAAACUCGUAGCACACCACCUACCAUCCGUUCGACAUCCAUUCGAACAACAUCCUGAAUUCUAUGUCUUGAUCGAAACCCAGGGCAGCUCUGAAGAACAUGAUGCUGAGAAAUUGAGUGGGCUCUUGACUGAUUUGAUGGAUUCUGGACUUGUUACGGAUGGUGCUUUGGCACAAGACACUACACAGUUUCACUCCAUGUGGAAGGCUAGGGAGGGGAUUCCAGAAGCUUGUUCGAAGGAAGGUGGUAACCUCAAGUAUGAUUUGUCUGUACCUGUUCCAGCCUUGUAUUCAAUCGUUACGGAUAUGCGAGAGCGUCUUGCAUCGAAGGGACUUUACAAACCAGAUGGAUCUGGUCAAGUCUCUCAUGUUGUUGGAUUUGGUCAUCUUGGAGAUGGAAACUUGCACUUGAACAUUACUCAGAAAGGUGGUGUAUUCCAUCCUGAAGUUGCAGAUGCUGUCGAACCUUUCGUCUAUGAGCUGGUCAAGAAGCAACGAGGCUCUAUAUCCGCUGAACAUGGGUCUGGACUCAUGAAGGCUCCCUAUCUAACAUAUUCGAAAGGCCCUGAAAACAUACGGGCAAUGAGACAAAUCAAGACCCUGUUUGAUCCUAAUGGGAUUAUGAAUCCGUACAAGUACCUGCCUGAUCACGAUUCUUGA
This is a messenger RNA of Synchytrium microbalum, 1485 nucleotides long. RefSeq lists its product as uncharacterized. Gene Ontology annotation, cellular component: mitochondrion. NCBI's taxonomy places the organism in Eukaryota, Fungi, Chytridiomycota, Chytridiomycetes, Synchytriales, Synchytriaceae. Bases 1 to 1485 code for a protein of 494 amino acids. Gene Ontology annotation, molecular function: FAD binding; catalytic activity. The record is from RefSeq and is a predicted model, not a curated record. The transcript is spliced from 9 exons.